AUGGGUGGUGUUGGUUAUGGUCUCUAUUUUGUUGCAAAGCUUCAACAAGACAAGGAAAGUGUGGAUGAGCAAUUUUCUCGUGCAUUUUCCCUCCUAGACCAGCUUUCCGCAGAUACCGCUGCCCUCAAGGCUGCUGAAGAAGCCCGAACAUCUCGACUUGACACUGCGCUCCGUGACGUAGAGGAAGUCGUUCAAGAGCUCAAAGUUUCCUCCCGGAGACGUGACGAUGAAACUAGGCGCAUUAGUGAAGAAGUAAGGAGCUUGAAGGAUGGCAUUCCAAAAGCCAUUGAAGGAGCUCGCGAAGGGAACGAGAAACGGCUACGGGAGCUCAACUCAGAGCUAAGGAGCUUGAAGGUUCUCCUGACAAAUAGACUUGGUUCUGGCGCAUCGACUCCAACGCCUAACGCUGCCACCACAACUGCCGCUACUCGACCAGACGUCAAUGGCGCUGCUUCUGCCACUCAACAAACCCCGUCACCUGCUACGCCAAGCCCUGCUGCAGCCUCCGUACCAGCCUCAACUCCAGCUCCACGAGAGCGCUCCGGCAGCCCGUUUUCUCAGCUUGGGAAACCAGCAAGCAUUCCAGCAUGGCAGAUGGCUGCUGCUAACAAAGCCAAGAGUACUGCAGCCUCUCCUUCAGUUGAAGAUGCAGGUGAAGAGGCCGAAAAGGCUGAAAGCAACCAGCAGUCUGCAUCUACCGCCAGUUAA
This is a messenger RNA of Trichophyton benhamiae CBS 112371, 708 nucleotides long. RefSeq lists its product as uncharacterized. NCBI's taxonomy places the organism in Eukaryota, Fungi, Ascomycota, Eurotiomycetes, Onygenales, Arthrodermataceae. The record is from RefSeq and is a predicted model, not a curated record. Gene Ontology annotation, cellular component: peroxisomal importomer complex; peroxisomal membrane. Gene Ontology annotation, biological process: protein import into peroxisome matrix, docking. The coding region runs from base 1 to 708 and encodes 235 amino acids. Gene Ontology annotation, molecular function: signaling receptor binding. The transcript is spliced from 2 exons.